GACUCCGCUAGGUUGUCUUCCGCGACCCAAAUCAGCAAACAUCAAAAAUCGUAUAAAUACCUGGAUACCUAGACAGAAAAAGUAUAUUCUCCCAACGUUUUUUAAAGCCAUCUGAGCUAACAAUCAAACAUGUGCCGUCUUACUUCAACAAUGAUUGCCGUAGCCUUGGUGCUGGCAACGCAUUUGAAAGAAACCAGUUCUUUCGCCAUCCAUCGAUUAAAUGACGCCUCCCAUCUUGACCGUGAUGAUUCUCACGAAACUCUUUUCAACACCCGACCAGCAACAUCUGAUUCAGCUGUAGGUUUGGCCAGUCUACAGGGCCAGCUCGUUCACAGCUCGGAGGAGGAUGCCCACGACGACAGCUCAUCAGUGGAACAUCGAUUAAUUAAACGAAGCAACGUUCAUCAGUUAACACCCGAAGAAUGGCAACUCCUCGUCCAGCAUGAAAUGAAUCGCGAUCGUUUCGAUUCUUCGGAAGAAGUGGACAGGCUCUUCCUCCAGCAAAACGUCCACACGGCCGAGGAUUUCCAAAGAUUGUUGGCGAGUCGACAGUGGACGAGAGAUGUCAGCGACGAGCUGCAGGGAAGCUGGGAAGUGAAAGACGUCGAGUUGUUAAAGAAACUGUUUGGAGAUUCGUGGGAGUCGGUCAAGGAUAGGAGGUUCGAUCACACGUCAGUCGAAGAUUUGAUGGAAAUUUGGCUCCACCAAAAUAAUGCGCAACGAUUGGCGCGGGACGAAAGGCCAUAAGCUUUUAUAGAAGUAGUCAAAUGUUUUUACUUUUAUCGACGUACCUGCUAUCUAUCCUAUUUUGUAUUACAUUCGAUGCCGUGCAGCACAUUCUCUUUAUGCAAAUACAGAUCUCCCGCGCCUUUCAAUUCAAA
This is a messenger RNA of Daphnia magna, 881 nucleotides long. RefSeq lists its product as uncharacterized. The record is from RefSeq and is a predicted model, not a curated record. The transcript has 2 exons. The coding region runs from base 130 to 747 and encodes 205 amino acids. NCBI's taxonomy places the organism in Eukaryota, Metazoa, Arthropoda, Branchiopoda, Diplostraca, Daphniidae.